UAUAAAUCACUGCGUCAGCUGCGGGAACCCCACCAGCUCCUCUUAGACGCUACCAUGUUCACAGUAAAGGCAACUUAUCGAAACGAGACUCGCAAGUUUUCUUUCUCAGGGACUGUCUUGUUCCCCACAUACGAGGAGCUUUACCAGCAGUUGUAUCGCAUAUUUCCUAUAAGCCAUAAUUAUUAUCUUUCUAAACUCAUUUUCUCUCCUGACGUGUCCAAGACGUCUCGUAUUCUAAUUGGAAAAGAAGUCCAUAACGCAGAGGAGUAUAACACUCGUAUUGCCCCUUUACGCAGGCGCUGGCCCAACCCACUGCUCAGGUUCUCUAUCUUCGACGAGACACCCCACAAAGCACCCAGCGCAACGGUCGAAGAUUCUCCGGAGGUUCUUAAUCCUUUGUCCUUCAUGGCGAUUCCUCCGCCUCCUACACUUUUGUCGACUCCUGCACCACCCAAUUUGUCAUCCGCGUCAUCUUUCGAUACACGUUUCCAGGAGUUUCUAUCAUUCAAGGCGGCUCAUCCACCGCCGCCUUCUUCUAGACCACUUCCUACCCUUGAAGCUGUUAGUUUUAUUGCGCCUCAAAUCUCGCCUUCGUUCAUUUCGCCGCCACCACCUAUCAUAUUUUCAGAACCACCUGCUCCCUCGAGGCAUCCCUCUCUUCCAAGUCUUCCUUCUCUCUCGUACCAAGCGGCCUCCCCUAAGUCAUGUUGCUCAGUCGCCAAAGGGAAGUCGGAAAUGGAAACUUUAUUGACAUCUUUCAGGAAAGAUAUUGAUCGUAUCAUACUCGAUACUUUUGGCGAGUGCAAUGCUUCAGCACAAGUCGAUACAUCUCAUCGGCAGACUCCUUUCGGAGCGGGAACAUCCAACGAGGCUCCUCAUGCUUCGUCAGAGGCGUCGUUCAACACAAUGAAUGUCUCAAUGGAACCUCUUUCAUCACAUUGGUGUUUCGUCUGCAGGAACGAGUUUUCUGGAAGCUGGUAUGGGUGUGUGAAAUGCCCGUGGCACUAUGUUUGUCCAAGCUGUUUUUCCAAAUCUGGUGCCAUGCACACGUUCAGUUUUGGGCCAACUCACGUUGUCCAGCAGCAUGAAACUGUACCGUCAAUCGCCAUCACACCGUCAGCCGCGGAAAUAUCUGCAGAGUCUCAGUCUACCGGAACUGAGCUUGUUGAUGCCGAGCCUCGUCAAAACCCGCCUGUCAUUCACCAAAACAUUCUUUGUGACAACUGCAAUGAAGUAAUUGUUGGUGUCAGACGUAAAUGCCUGGAUUGUCCUGAUUAUGAUCUAUGCACGCCCUGUAUCGAGUCAGGUGCUGCAGAGAGGCACAACCCGUUCCACGAAUUCUUCGACAUUGAAAUACCCGGACGAGUGCUCGUUCAUACGGUCUUUAGUGGCAGCGGGGAGCGUGGUGUUUCCCCAAAUAGUGGUAGUGCCAUAGCAGAUAGUCCUCGCACCUCCGCGGCGACGCCAGUGAGCACCAUAGAGACUAUUCGUCAUUGCGCGGCUUGCAACCUGUGUGACUCUCCCAUUGUUGGUGAUCGCUUCAAAUGUGUCAAUUGUCCAGAUUUUGAUACUUGUGCCAACUGCUUCAAGAUUACUGGAGAGCAACAUCCUUAUCACGGCUUUGUGCGGGUGAGCAAGCCGAGCGACCUCGUGAUGCGCAAUGCGGUGACCAACAGAACUACUCAUUACGCGACGUGUGAUGCUUGCCGCGAGACCAUUCGUGGUGUCCGCUAUAAGUGCAUGCACCCUAGUUGUCCGGAUUUCGACCUGUGUCAGAAUUGCGAAGCUCUCCCUAUCCCGGUCCACCCUUCUAUUCAUCCGUUAUUGAAGAUGAAGACUCCAGACACUGUUAUUCCUACCGUGUACAGAGUCGGGAUGACCAAUCUCAUCCAUUCUCGAAGGACAUCUCAGGGGAGCACCCCUCCCGAGACUUUUAAACCUCGUCCUCCGAAAUCUCCGUCCGUUUCUGUAUCACGCACCUCCGAGAUUUCUGUGAAAAAAGAAGAGGAGCCGUCUCUUGUUCCCGAGUCUCUGAGUCCUCUUGCUAUCUUAGCACAGUGCCCCGACUGCUCUGUCACUCCUAACUGCAAAGAACCUUCUUCGUCUCCCACCGAAUUAAGUACCAGCCCCUGCUACCAGGUGAUCAGACCUGUCGAGUCCCAGAAGCCUUCCAUUGUUGAUCGCGAACAAUCGACCUCACCUUACAGUAACUUGGUCCAGACGAUUGAUCGCUCUUCCGUUAAGGUGAACUCGCCACCCCUCGACCUGAACCCUUCACUCGAUAUCUUUCAUGAAGUUUGGCCAAAAGUGAACCGAGAAAUGAAACACCUCACUGAAGCAAGACAAAUCGAAGUAAAUUCACUUAGUUCUGUGGCCGACCUCGGCAAAGCCAUUGAAACCGAUCUGGGAAAGCUGGCGGAAUCUACGACCUCUCCUGUCAAAGGAAUUUGCCCUACAGAAUCUGUGGAUUCACUCCUCAAAGAAGAGUCGCCUGUCAUCCCGACGCUGUCUUUUGAUGUUCCACCGAUGGAUUUUGCUGGACUUCUACGUGGUUUCCGUACACCGUCCCCUGUCGCUUCUAAAGCACCCGCUCCAUCCAGUACAACUUUUUCUUCCCUCCCUGAUAACGUCACAGAUGUCAUAGAUGAACAAGCCACUACUACACCCAGCCUAGAACAGCAACAGGCGGGAAUUACACCUUUCAGCUGUGCUUUUGUAUCCGACACGACAGUUCCUAGCGGCCAGAUUUUUCCACCUGGUGCUGAGUUCGUUAAGUCCUGGCGGAUGUUAAACGAUGGGGACAAGGCUUGGCCAGAGACGACUCAGAUUCACUUCGUUGCGGGGGAGUCUUUUUCACCUGGAGCUGACUCUUCAUUGAUUGUCAAAGUAGGACGUGUUGAUCCCGGUGAAGCUCUUGAUGUGUGGACCGGUGACCUGAAGGCACCUGAUGCUCCUGGCAGAUAUGUCAGUUACUGGAAGUUGACGGACGGUACUGGCGAAAUGUUUGGUCCUAGCGUCUGGAUUGACGUUACUGUCACCGAGCCCCGUCAGUCAGCUGAUGAAGCUGACGAUGAUUCUUUGGCAUCAUCUUCUAUGGUCAUGCCAAAGUCAUCUGAUAAUAGGUCUGCUCAUUCUGUCGGAGCCCUUGGUCACUUAUUUGAACCGUCAUAUCCUCCAACGUCCAAACCUACGACGGACGGGACGGAUGAUGGGGCCUCUGAUGGAUCGUCAGUAUCAUUGGUCAGCGUCCCUUCGUCUGAUGACUAUGGAUCCGACUGGCAGGAUACGCAUUCCCAGCCUGAGAAUCUUGAGUACGUUGUGCUAUACGACAGCAAUGGCUCAGAGGAUGAAUAAAUAUUCUCGAUAACUUCUGUUUGUCUUCUAUUUACGAUGUCUUUAUAUGCAGCGGCAGAUCGAUCCGCACCCGUCUUGUUAUCGUGUACUAUUACAAGCUAUCUGAUUAGAAUCCAUAUCGAAGAGAAUCCGUACAGCGUGACCAAG
Messenger RNA from Suillus discolor, 3501 nucleotides. RefSeq lists its product as uncharacterized. The transcript has 14 exons. Lineage: Eukaryota; Fungi; Basidiomycota; Agaricomycetes; Boletales; Suillaceae. The record is from RefSeq and is a predicted model, not a curated record. The coding region runs from base 55 to 3354 and encodes 1099 amino acids. Gene Ontology annotation, molecular function: zinc ion binding.